Molecule: messenger RNA, 1487 nt
Organism: Cuscuta campestris
Lineage: Eukaryota; Viridiplantae; Streptophyta; Magnoliopsida; Solanales; Convolvulaceae
Source: the annotation of a GenBank genome assembly
UUGAUCAAAUGUUCGACCGAUUUUUAAAGAUCAUCAACGAUCUCCAUGUCCUUGGUAAAACAUACUCGAACAAAGAUCUUGUUCGAAAAAUCCUUCGGAGCCUAACACCGGAAUGGCGUUCAAAAGCCGAUGCCAUAUAUGAGUCGAUUGGUAACACCAAUGUCACCAUCGAUGGUCUUCGAGGUAAUCUUAAAACUUAUGAAUCCACUAUUCUUAAACCUUCUCUUGACAAGAGUCCCGGUCUCACUCUCAAAGCCUCAUCCUCAAAAAGGGUAGAGGUAAGUGACUCUGGUAGCGAUGACCAUAAUCCUUAUUAUAAGUUGCUCGAGAAGUUCCAAGAGUUUUUGAAGGAAGAACUUGGGUCCCGAGAUUGUAAAAGAAAGGGGGAACCCGUUCCAACGUGCUUUGGUUGUGGAGAACUUGGCCACAUAAAGCCAUAUUGCCCAAACCGCAAGGAAAAGAAAAAGAAGGAACGAGCAUACAUGGCAUGGGAUUCAGAAAGUUCUGGUGACGAAACUGCCACCUUAUGUCUUAUGGCUCAUGAACGAAAUGGAGAGGAAACAAGGAGGGAACUGAUCGUCUUCACCGACCGGGACCUCCCAGCUACCUGCAAGGACCAUAGUGAUCCUUUGGUCAUCACCAUGGACAUCAACGGGGUGGAUGUCGCUCGGGUACUAGUUGACACCGGCAGUAGUGUCAACAUUCUACCGGGUAUCAACAAAGCCCGGGCGAUCAUCUCCAUUCCUCACCUAUGCAUGAAGUUCCACACGCCAGGUGGUGUGGGAGAAGUGAAAGGCGACCAGAGGAAUGCCCGUGAGUGUUAUGCCCGGGCAGUGAAAGAAAUGACGAAGGGGGUCAACGUCAUCUCCCAAGAAAUUACAAAGGGAGAGACCCGGGAGAAACUUGAGCCUGAAGCUGAGACAGUGGAGAUCGAACUCCACCCGGGUGAUCCUUCAAGGACAGUCAGAAUUGGAGCAAAUCUCCUAGAGGAUCUCAAGGUAGAGAUAACCCGGGUCCUCCAAGAGUACGCAAGCAUAUUUGCAUGGAGCGUGGCAGAUAUGCCUGGGAUUGACCGCUCAAUCAUCUGCCACCGGUUGGCAUUGAGGGAUGGAAGUCGACCGCCCACUGAGCAAUGGUGGGAGAUGGCCGUGGAUGGGGCAUCUGGCCCUAAAGGAUAUGGAGAAUUCAAGAUAGCGCAGAUACCCCGGGCUGAAAACGCAGAUGCAGACCUUCUCUCCAAAUUGACACUAGAUGCCCCCGAGCAUGUUUCAAAACUUGUCCGGGUGGAAAUUCUUGAUCGUUCCAGCAUCGAGAAGUUGGAAGUCGUCACUUUAGAAGCAGCAAAGCAAUCUAACCGGUCAAACACAGUUGGGGUAGACGACCACUGGAUGGAUGAUCUUCUGAAAUAUUUGACAGACGGAAGUAAAACUCAGGGCACCCCGUUUCCAAAUCAUUGACGGGAUGUUGUAUAAAAGGGGAUUCGGAGG